Molecule: messenger RNA, 1324 nt
Organism: Brassica oleracea var. oleracea
Lineage: Eukaryota; Viridiplantae; Streptophyta; Magnoliopsida; Brassicales; Brassicaceae
Product: cyclin-D3-2
Exons: 3
Coding region: 141-1217 (358 amino acids)
Biological process (GO): regulation of cyclin-dependent protein serine/threonine kinase activity; mitotic cell cycle phase transition
Cellular component (GO): cyclin-dependent protein kinase holoenzyme complex; cytoplasm; nucleus
Molecular function (GO): cyclin-dependent protein serine/threonine kinase regulator activity
Source: RefSeq, a predicted model, not a curated record
AAACCCUUCGCUUUCUUGGCUUUUGUCCGGUCUCUUGUUCUUUUUUUUUGUUCCAUUCUCUCUCACUCUAGAAUCUGUCGACGAAACCAGCUCCAAUGGCAGGAUGAACAGAGACAUCUGCAAUCUGUUCUUCUCAGAAGAUGGCUUUGGAGAAAGAACAAGAAGAAUCACAAAUCGGUCAAAACGCACCGUUUUGUGCCCUCGAUGAGCUCUAUUGCGAGGAAGAAUGUGCGUUCGUGGAGGAGGAUCUUGUGGGCAUUGAUGACAAUGUCGUAAAGUUUCAGUUUUUACCACUAAAGGAUAUGUUUUCAUGGGACGACGAUGAGUUGCAGAGUCUAAUCUCAAAGGAAAACGAAACGAAUCACCACCCUUACCAAACACUAGAUGAGUGUCUGGUUUCUCGAAGAAAAGAGGCUUUGAACUGGGUUUUCAGGGUUAAAUCUCAUUACGGGUUCGCUUCAUCGACGGCUCUGCUUGCUGUGAACUACUUCGAUAGGUUUAUCACGAGUGUUAAGUUUCAGACAGAUAAGCCAUGGAUGUCUCAGCUUGUAGCUGUGGCUUGUUUGUCUUUAGCUGCUAAAGUUGAAGAGAUCCAUGUCCCCUUGCUCAUUCAUCUCCAAGUGGAGGAAGCAAGAUACGUCUUUGAAGCUAAAACCAUACAAAGAAUGGAGCUUUUGGUUCUGUCUACACUCCAGUGGAGGAUGCACCCUGUGACUCCGAUCUCGUUCUUCGAUCACAUUAUCCGGAGAUUAGGCUCUGAAUGUCACCAGCAGCUGGAGUUGUUUAGCAACUGCGAGCGUCUUUUGAUCUCCGUUGUUACGGAUACGAGGUUUAUGAGUUACGUCCCUUCUGUGUUAGCAACUGCGAUAAUGAUUCAUGUCAUCAAGGGCUUGAAACCAUGUGAACAAGUUGAAUACCAAUCUCAGCUCAUGACUCUACUCAAAGUUAAUCAGGAGAAAGUUAAUGAAUGCUAUGAACUAUUGUUGGAGCACAAUCCGAGCAAGAAGAGGAUGAUGAAUUGGCUCGAUCAGGAUCGUCCAAGCGGUGUAUUCGACAUUGAUGACAGCUCAAAUGGAUCCUGGAAUGUCUCUGCUGCUUCGGUAGCAUCAUCUUUAUCUCCAGAGCCUCUGCUCAAGAGGAGAAGAGUACAUGAGCAGCAAAUGAGGUUGCCUUCAAUAAACCCUAUGUUUCUAGAUGUGCUUAGUAGUCCUCGCUAGUACUUUUCAUUAAAUUGAAUGUGUCAAAUCUUAAGAUCAUUUUGUGUGUUUAAAAGCUAGUUCCAAAGCUAACUCUUAUCUAUUAAAUUCUAAUAUCCAAUACAUGA